AUGGAGGACGAGCAAAGCAAGGAAGAAAUCAUUGAGCGGCUGGAGGAAGGGAAGGCGAAGACGAGAAAAGGUAACCUAAUCCUGAAAAAGCGAAAGGGAGAGUUACACGAGUCUUCCAAAAACUGCUUAUUCAUUUGUAGCAACAAGAGGACGGAGGAGCUAAAGAGCUUCAUGCAGGAUCUCUACAAUCUACAGAAACCUUUCACAUGCUACAUGCCCAAAGUGCACCCGAACUUGGCUGACAUCCAAACGAAACUGAAUGAGGUAGUCGACAUAUGCGUACACAAUAGCUGCUCCUUUUUUCUGUCCGUUUUCUCCACGAAGAAGAAGCCGUCCAGAUUUAUUAUAGGAAGAUUAUAUAACAACAAGUUGUUUGACUUCUACGUCUUUACUCUCCUCUCGUACAUUCCUAUGAAAAUGUUUCCCCGUGCAAAGGACGUCUUGUGUGACACCAAACCGAUUGUUCUCAUUCAGGGGUCCUACUUCGAAGAGACUGACAUUACGAAGAAUCUGCGAAAUGUCCUCUUUGAUUUCUUCAAACAUAGGAAUGUCGACUGUGUGAGCAGCUCCUCAGUGCAGCGCCUCAUCGUGAUUACCUCGCUGAGCGGGGGUGGCACCACAAACCAGCUGCUCUCCUUCCGCCAAUACUUACUUACGAAGGAGCAUUUUUGCCACCCACAGACAAGUGAUGCUCCUCCCCCCCUGGAGGAGGUCGGCCCACGCUUCGAAUUUGUUCUGGAGAAUCACCAGAUUGCAGGCUACCACCUAUUCGAAGAGGCAACCAAAAAUAUCGACCAACAGUUAAAGAAGAAAAGCAAGAAAAAAUUAAAGAACGUCCAAAUGGACGAGUUGGGGAACAGCAUCAAACGCGUCUAUGUGCAGAAGCAGAGCUUUGGCAAGCUGCACACGAAGCAUACGAAACUACACAAUAGGGUCAAGAAAGGGGGGCGCGGGACCCACCCGGGUGGAGGCAACAAUGCACGAGGCGCGUCCCAAGCGCUUUGA
Molecule: messenger RNA, 1005 nt
Organism: Plasmodium inui San Antonio 1
Lineage: Eukaryota; Apicomplexa; Aconoidasida; Haemosporida; Plasmodiidae
Exons: 1
Coding region: 1-1005 (334 amino acids)
Biological process (GO): ribosomal large subunit assembly; maturation of LSU-rRNA from tricistronic rRNA transcript (SSU-rRNA, 5.8S rRNA, LSU-rRNA)
Cellular component (GO): nucleolus
Molecular function (GO): rRNA binding
Source: RefSeq, a predicted model, not a curated record